This is a messenger RNA of Salmo salar (Atlantic salmon), 1967 nucleotides long. Its product is annotated as acyl-coenzyme A diphosphatase NUDT19-like. The record is from RefSeq and is a predicted model, not a curated record. Lineage: Eukaryota; Metazoa; Chordata; Actinopteri; Salmoniformes; Salmonidae. Gene Ontology annotation, molecular function: hydrolase activity, acting on acid anhydrides, in phosphorus-containing anhydrides. Gene Ontology annotation, cellular component: mitochondrion.
UUCUACGCCCUUGACCUUCCUGCUCGUAUGACGACACAUCAAAACAAUAACGUUUGACAAUUUGCUGAUGUGGACUUUUUGUUUCAGAAUAACAUGAUUGGAAAUGAGAGAAUAAAAGGAUGAAUACGGCUCUGAGACACUGGAAGGAAGCCGCGACGGUCAUACUAGCUGCUGGUACGAGACAUAAACUCACUGUAGAUAGUUUGACAAGGUGUGUCGAUAAAGGCACCUCUACACCUGCGAUCAGUGGACAUCCCAACUUGCCUGACAGGUUCGACUUCGACUAUGAAGUGUUGUUGUUGAAACGAAGCGGUACGAGUGGUUUCAUGCCGAAUGCUUAUGUCUUUCCCGGCGGUAUGGUGGAUCCGUCAGAUUUCUCAAGUCAAUGGCUUGAUCUUUUUAAAUCUUUUCGGAGCUCACUGAAUUUUGGACUGGGAUUUGUGAAACAGCCUCCGGAGACGAGACCUCCUAUCUUCUCCACGGACAGAAAGAAACUGGGUUCUCCCGUUCCAGGAGACGUCGCAUUGAGAAUCUGUGCAGUGAGGGAAACGUUUGAGGAGUCAGGUGUACUUCUAGUCGUGUCAAAAGAGGAAGAGAGUAUUUUACUGAAUAACAACAUCGAGAACAACAGAUACAGUCAGUCUGAAUUAACCAGAAUAACCGAUCUCUGUGACAAGAGUGAAUUGGCUAAAUGGAGAGUGUUGGUAAACGAGAACCCCUGUAACUUCAUCAGGAUGUGUAGGGAGCUGGAGUGUCUACCUAACAUCUGGGCUCUGCAUGAAUGGGGUAACUGGCUGACCCCUACUGGUGUGUACGGGAAACAGAGGAGGUACGACACGGCCUUCUACAUCUGCUGCUUGCAGGAAACACCAUCUCACACCCUACAAGACCAGAAGGAAAUUGUGCACUUUAAGUGGUCCACCCCCUCAGAGAUCCUCCACAGCUACCAGGCCAGAGAGAUGUGGAUAGCCCCUCCACAGUUCUAUGAUCUCAGCCGUAUGUGCCGGUUCCCCUCCCUGCAGGACCUCCACAGCUUCUCCAGACAGAGAGCUUCAGAGGGCUGUGAACAGUGGCUCCCUGUCCGCAUGGUGUCAGACAGCUGCUACAUAUCACUCCUCCCAGGUGACGAGCUCUACCCAGAGGAAGGGUCGUGUCAGAUGGAUGUGACCCUGAACACAGACCAGAGCCUUGAUGAGAUACAUCAGGGCUGCUCAGCACUGCACCGUAUCGUAGCCUUGGACCCCUACACCGCUGCUGCCGUCGUCACCAUCACACCCAAAUACAACCACCUGCUGCCCUUCACACGGUCCAUCCUGAGAACCAGCAGUCAGCUCUGAGAGAUGGGUUGACACUCAAAUGGAAACCCUAUUUACAAUUACUUUUCAGCAGAGAUACACAAAUAUCUGGUCAACAUUAGUGCACUACAUAGGGAACAGGGUUCCAUAGGGCUCUGGUCUAAAGUAGUGCACUAUAUAUGGGGAAUAGGGUUCCAUAGGGCUCUGGUCUAAAGUAGUGCACUAUAUAUAGGGAAUAGGAUGCCAUAGGGCUCUGGUCUAAAGUAGUGCACUAUAUAUAGGGAAUAGGAUGCCAUAGGGCUCUGGUCUAAAGUAGUGCACUAUAUAGGGAAUAGGGUGCCAUAGAGCUCUGGUCUAAAGUAGUGCACUACAUAGGGAAUAGGGUUCCAUAGGGCUCUGGUCUAAAGUAGUGCACUAUAUAGGGAAUAGGGUGCCAUUUGUGACUCAACCCAUGUAUUGUACUGUACAGGCCUGCUGCUAAGGUCUCACUGCUGGUUUCCCUACUACUACCUGCCAAAGGGUUCCCGAGUGGCGCAGCGGCCUAAGGCAGUUCAUCUCAGUGUUAGAGGCGUCACUACAGACCCUGGUUCGAUUCCAGGCUGUAUUAACUGACUAGCCUAGAUUAAACAAAGAUUAAAUAAAUAAAUGUAUUACAUUCUGGGACAAUGGAAA